Messenger RNA from Exophiala spinifera, 1575 nucleotides. RefSeq lists its product as uncharacterized. The transcript has 3 exons. NCBI's taxonomy places the organism in Eukaryota, Fungi, Ascomycota, Eurotiomycetes, Chaetothyriales, Herpotrichiellaceae. Gene Ontology annotation, biological process: regulation of DNA-templated transcription; calcium-mediated signaling. Gene Ontology annotation, molecular function: nucleic acid binding; zinc ion binding; DNA-binding transcription factor activity, RNA polymerase II-specific. The record is from RefSeq and is a predicted model, not a curated record. Bases 1 to 1575 code for a protein of 524 amino acids.
AUGGCUGGCGGAAUGCCGCGGAGACGCAAGGCUAACGGUUGCCGUACAUGCAUAAUGAGGCACGUUAAAUGCGACGAAACCAAACCCAAUUGCAACCGGUGUUUGAAAGCACGACGCAGAUGUCUCGGAUACCCGGUGACAACAGAUGCCUCGCCCGUUGCUUUUCUUGUCAUGGCCCAAGGCUCGAAUCGGCCGGAAUGUGAUGCCAAAGCCCGACGGGCCUUUCAAUUCUUCUACGAGGCCUGUGCCUCUUCUCUUUCGCAGCACGGGAACACUGCCGUCUGGACCAGAAUGGUAUUGCAGACCAGUCAUUACGAGGAAAGCAUCAAACACCUGGUGAUAGCUGCGGCGUGCUUAGGUCUAUGUCGACGCUUUGGGGUGUCUUCAGCCGACGAAGAAAUCACGUUCCUCUUCCACCACGGUAAAGCGCUGGCGCUGCUGAGCCGCGGUCAAUGGCACAACCCCUCCGUUAUCCUGUUGGCAUGUCUGUUGUUGGUGCUCUGCGGGCAGCUUCAGAACCGCGACGACAUGGCGGCUCAGCACGCAAAAGCCGGCAAGAAGAUUCUGGCAUCUUACUAUGGGGAGAAUUCUCAUCCCGGGACGGGAACAGACCCGUUAAUCGACGAGAUCGCCAUGAUUUUUUCGAGACUGAACUUUGAUACACCGUCACCAAUCCAGACAGCAGGUCUGCCCACUGACUCCCCUCCCGUCUCAACUACCUCCUCCCCAGGGUCCCUGUCAGCCAAACGCAACCGCUCUGGUCUCUCGCUAGACUUCUCCUCCCUCCCGCCGAUGUCACAGCCUGCACCGCCCUCCAACACUCUCCUGAUCACCCGUCUCGAAGACAACAAGAUCUUCCAUCCUGCCUCGCUGGCAACGAUAAGGCAACACAUCAAUGAGAUCGCCCCGCUCAACUCCUUUUCCCCGCUCAAAUCCCUCUGCCGCAUCAUCUGCUCCUUCUACGAUACCGACUCGGCGAUCCGCGUCCGUCAAGCUAUCGACGGCACUGCCAUCCUCGGAUCUAGCGUUGCGAAGUGCUACUUUGGCGAGCCUACCCCGAUAGGCGACGAGAAGAAGUACCUGGACCGUCCAGAUGCAGGACGGUUGUUCUUCAUUUCACCGCCACCCAGUCCGCCGGUGGGAUGGGAGAUGAAGCAUGAGGAUCCUCCUAACAGGGAGGUGCACGCAGAAGAUCUCGCCUCAAAGCUGCAGAAGCUAAGUGGCAAAUUGGGAACCGCUACCGCUACCGCUACCGUUGACGAGGAAAAUAAUGAGGAUGGAGAGUCGAAGCCACAGUAUUCGGCCGAGGCGUUGCAGAGGUUGAAGGAGUACAGAGCACGCGCGGCGCUGCCUGGUGGUGUAUCAACAGACAAUUCCGCGAGUGCGCCGUCACCUAUCAAGCACCGGAGUCGGAGCUCGACGCUGAUAUAUGACCCGAAAGCCCACGGCGACAGCCCAGGGCUACCGGCUGUGAUGCUGGAGGCGGAGGAUGAGUCUGAUGUUGAGCUUGAGGAUUCUGGAACCAAGAUCAUGGCGCAUACUCCCAGACCACCGGUCGAACUGAUGGAGCAUUGA